GCAACAGUGACAACAAGAUGAAGGCGCUCGCGCUGAGCUGUCUGUUGGUGCUUGUAGCCAUCGCGAGCGGGAGAGACAUCCGUGAGAAAAGAGAUGCUGAUCUAGAGACUGCGGCGUCUCAUCACGAACACGGAGGAGGAAAAGAACAUCAUCAUCAUCACCAUAACGAUCACGGCGGUAAGGGUCAUAAGGGAUAUAAAGGACACCAUCAUCACGAGCACGGAAAGAAGGGCCACCACCAUCACGAGGGACACAAGGGACAUCACGGUCAUCACGAAGGCCACAAAAAAGGUCACCACCACGAUGAAGGCCACCAUCAUGAGCAUCACCAUGGUGAGAAAGGCGAAAAGGGACACGGAUUUGAAGAAAAAGGACAUUACCACAAGGGCCACUCCACUAAAGGCCAUCACGGAGUUCACAAGUUAGAUGAAUUUAAGAAGAACAAGAAAUUCCAUGAUAAAUAUGGAGAAUCUGGAUUUGAGGAAGGUUACGGUGGACAUCACGAUGAGCACGGUCACAAAAAAGGGGGACAUUUCCAUAAGGGACAUGAUCACGGCGGCCAUCACGAACACCAUCAUGGAAAGAAGGGCUUCCACGAGAAAGGGGGAUACCAUCAUGAUCACAAGGGUCAUCAUGAUGAAGGUAGUGACCAUGAGCAUCAUCACCAUCACCAUGGUCAUGGUAAGAAGGGCGGUCAUGAUGAACAUAAGCAUUGGGGAUUUAAGAAAGGCCAUUAAUGCCUACUUAAACUAAGAUUUGCACUUUGUAUACCAUUACGAUAUUUUACCUCAUUUUGUAAAUAUUAUAUUUAAUUAAUACUUUUUAUACAUAAGGUAGAUUUAUUAAUAAAUCCUUAAAAGGACUGUGUCUAUGUUUUUAAUAAAGAAAAAAACUGUCAAUGUA
Messenger RNA from Leptidea sinapis, 903 nucleotides. Its product is annotated as histidine-rich glycoprotein-like. The transcript has a single exon. Bases 18 to 737 code for a protein of 239 amino acids. The record is from RefSeq and is a predicted model, not a curated record. Lineage: Eukaryota; Metazoa; Arthropoda; Insecta; Lepidoptera; Pieridae.